Lecanosticta acicola is the source of this 1680-nucleotide messenger RNA. NCBI's taxonomy places the organism in Eukaryota, Fungi, Ascomycota, Dothideomycetes, Mycosphaerellales, Mycosphaerellaceae. The record is from the annotation of a GenBank genome assembly.
AUGAGGCUCACGAGCAUCUUUCUCCCAGCACUGAGCUGCUGGACCUCCACAACCGCCGCUGACCAGCAGGUCAUCCUCACCCAGCAUCAAUCACAGGCAAAGCCGCUCAAUGUCGCGAUUAUAGGUACCAAGACCAUGUAUGCGUAGCAUGAGUGAGCUCAGCAUACUGACAACUAUGCGUUUCAAGGCGCCGGAGCAGCCGGAUCCUCGACAGCCUACUACCUCUCCAAAUACGGCGCCAGCUCAUCCCUUCCCCUCAACAUCACCAUUUUCGAGCGCAAUGGCUUCAUAGGAGGCCGUAGCACCACAGUCUCUGCCUACAACGAUACUGCACUGCCUGUCGAGCUCGGCGCCAGCAUCUUUGUGAGCGUGAACCAGAUCUUGGUCGAGGCAGUGAAGGAGUUCAACUUCUCUACGAACGCUUUCCGAGAGGCAAGUAAGAAGAAGAUUCCGGGAGAUGAAGUAGCAAUCUGGAAUGGAGAUAAGUUUGUGCUGAGCCUGAAUGGGUACUGGUGGGAUCUGGCGAAAUUGUUUUGGAGAUACGGCACUGCACCAGUCAAGACGCAGAGUCUCAUGAAGAAGACCCUGAGCAAGUUCAUGAAGCUAUAUGAAGAGCCAUACUUCCCUUUCAAGAGCUUGACACAGGCUGCGCAGGAGGUCGAAUUACUCGCUGUCACAGCCGCGACAGGCGAGCAGUAUAUGAGGGAGAAUGGCAUUGGGGGACUGUUCGGGAAGGAAGUUGUGCAGGCCAGUACAAGAGUGAAUUACGCUCAGAAUCUGGAGUACAUUCAUGGUCUGGAGGCAAUGGUGUGCAUGGCUACGGACGGAGCUAUGGCAGUCGAAGGGGGCAACUGGCAGAUCUUUGAUGCCAUGGUCAGAAACUCGGGAGCGAACGUGAAACUGGACACCGUUGUAGGAGGCAUUUGGCCGCAGAACCAGGGUAGCUACGCUCUCAACUUCAGCCAUCCCGAUGGCUCCGGAUCCGGAUUUGAACUCUUUGACGCGGUCGUCUUGGCCGCGCCAUAUCAGUUCUCGCAGCUGAAGUCGCUUGGUCUAGAAACAAAUGACGACUAUCCAGACGAGAUACCUUACGUGCAGCUCCACGUAACAUUGUUUACAUCACCACACCUCCUCUCGCCAAACUUCUUCGGUCUACCGUCUGACAAGCCUGCGCCGCAAGUCAUUCUCACCACAAUACCCGAAGGCGAGCCCGCCAAAAAGGGGCCUAAAGGCGUCGGCAGCCCUGGCUUCUUCAGCAUCUCCCUCCUUCGAACAAUCAUGAACCCCAACACUAGUGCCCAAGAGUACCUCUACAAGAUAUUCUCGCCUCAAGAACCUACACCGGGGUUUCUCGCCGACUUACUGGGCGUUACUGAUUUGCCAGGCCAUGAUGAGGACAGCAUCAAUGAGAGGGAUGUGACCUGGAUCUACCGGAAGGUCUGGGAUAGCUAUCCGUAUGAGUACCCUCGGGUUACAUUUGAGGACGUGAAGCUCGGGGAGAAUCUGUGGUACACUGCAGGCAUGGACAGCUUCAUCAGCACCAUGGAGACAAACGCACUCAUGGGCAAGAACGUUGCGAAGCUCGUUGUUGAAGAAUUCGAUGAGAGGGAAGUGACGGAGGAGACGGGUAAAAUCGAGGAACCUGGUGUCAUUAGCUACACCAGGGAAUGGUUGCGGUGA